AUGGAUAUUGCAGCAAUACCUAGGGCGUGGCUGACGCUCGGCCGAUACUGCUCGAAAAACCACUUCGGCAGUACGGCCUUCUUUGGAAGGCUGCCGAACGCUGGAGCGAGUCUCCCGCGAGCAGCUCGUCGCCAUGCCCGUUCAUCGACGGCCGUAUAUCGCAAGUCGUUUCCAUCGGAGAACUCGAGAGCUACGCUUUCAGUGCAAAGACGAGGGUUCUCGUCGUCGGUGGCGCUGCAAGAGGCGUGGAACGUCGAUCAGCUUCCGUUCAUCGGGGGCGCCAAAGUGGAAGCCGUUGUGCACGAUGAUUUCCAGUCCCACCGUCUGCUGAAGGAGUCGUUCGGCAGCAUCGUCAAAAUAUACUGCGAUUCAACGGACCCCAACUACGCGCAGCCGUGGCAAAUGCGAAGGCAGCUGAAGAGCAUCGGAUCAGGUUUCAUCAUCUCUGGCCGUUUGGUGCUGACUAAUGCGCAUUGCGUCUCGUGGCAGAACCGCUGUCUGCUGCGAAAGCAUGGAUCGACGGUUAAGUACCCGGGGCGCGUCGUGGCGAUUGGGCACGAAUGUGACUUAGCGAUUCUGACGGUUGACGACGAUUCGUUUUGGUCUGGCGUGAAGCCGUUGGAGCUAGGCGAGGUGCCGAGCCUGCACGACGCGGUGACCGUGGUUGGGUACCCAACCGGCGGUGACAACCUCUGCAUCACAUCCGGCGUUGUGUCGAGGGUGGACGUGACCACCUACGCACACUCGAACUUCCGCCUGCUCUGCGCGCAGAUCGAUGCGGCGAUUAACGCCGGGAACUCCGGGGGUCCGGCACUGAAGGACGGCAAGGUCAUCGGCGUCGCUUUCCAAGCCUACGACGAGGCACAGAACAUCGGGUACAUAAUCCCGACGUGCAUCAUAUUGCAGUUUCUGCGGCACAUAGACUUGCAUCGCCGUUACACGGGGUUCGUCACCAUCGGCAUCACCUACCAGCUGCUGGAGAACCCAGCGCUCAGGGCGUUCGUGGGUCUGGACUCCGUACGCCAAAGUGACCUUCCCGAGAACGUUACUCCCUCGGGGAUACUGGUCUGCCAGUGCGACAAGGUGGUGAACGACGGCGACGGCCUGCGCACUCGUGACGUCAUCAUGGCCAUCAACGGCUACGAUGUGGCCGACGACGGCACCGUUAGUUUCCGCGAUGUCGAGCGGGUGCACCUGGCGUACGCGCUUACUACUAAGUUUAGCGGCGACCCGUGCGAACUGGUGGUGCUACGCGACGGACAAGUGCUGACUCUGACCGUGCGCCUCCAGAACCCCAACUACCUGGUAGCGGAGCACCAGUGGGAGAUAAUGCCGCGGUACUACAUAUUCGGUGGCCUGGUCUUUGUCCCCCUGACGAUGGAGUACCUGAAGGACGAGUUCGGCAAGAAGUUCUACGAGCGCGCCCCUAGUUCGCUAUUGCGGCCGCUGAGUGACCUCUUCGCCAAGGAGCGCGGUGAGGAAGUCGUGGUGCUAAGUCAGAUUUUAGCGUCUGACCUCACCGUUGGGUACGACUUCAGGAAUAUCCGCCUGGAGCGGUUUAAUGGCGAGGCUGUGCGUAACCUCCGCCACCUCGAAGAGCUCGUGUCCUCGGUGCCGGAAACGGAGCAGUUCGUGAGGUUCCACUUCGAAAACGAGGUGGUGCUGGUGCUAGACCGCGAAAGGGCGUUGAGCCUGCAUCAGCAGAUCCUCGACCAGCAUGCCAUCCCGUCGCACAGGUCAAGGGACCUUUAG
Messenger RNA from Babesia bigemina, 1752 nucleotides. Its product is annotated as DegP protease, putative. The transcript is spliced from 4 exons. Lineage: Eukaryota; Apicomplexa; Aconoidasida; Piroplasmida; Babesiidae. Gene Ontology annotation, molecular function: protein binding; serine-type endopeptidase activity. Bases 1 to 1752 code for a protein of 583 amino acids. The record is from RefSeq and is a predicted model, not a curated record. Gene Ontology annotation, biological process: proteolysis.